Scomber japonicus (chub mackerel) is the source of this 3445-nucleotide messenger RNA. RefSeq lists its product as uncharacterized. NCBI's taxonomy places the organism in Eukaryota, Metazoa, Chordata, Actinopteri, Scombriformes, Scombridae. The record is from RefSeq and is a predicted model, not a curated record. The transcript is spliced from 2 exons. Gene Ontology annotation, molecular function: mRNA binding; metal ion binding. The coding region runs from base 180 to 1457 and encodes 425 amino acids.
GCCGCGUGGGAGUGGCCAACAGCGCUGUUAGGUUUUAAACCCACACGUGGUCCUGGUCUUGGGCUUGUUUAGCAGCACACACACCGACUGGAAACUUCUGGGGACAAACACACACACACACACAGAGACAGAGAGAGAGAGAGAGAGAGACGGGAUCACACCAUUACCCCUGCCGAAAAAUGCCAUCUUACCCCCUCAACCAGUUUGCUGACCUGGAAGAGAUGAUGUGCAAGCAAUUAUUUAAUCUGGACCUGAGGGACCAGAGCAGGCAGCUAGCAUCCCUCAGUCUAGCGAUGAGAACACCAGGAUGCAUCGGUCAGCCGCGCAGCAACAACACAUCUUUUUCCCUCUCAUCCCUCUCCUGCCUACCCACGGAUUCUCCAGACAGUGUGUUUCAGUCCUCCAACCAGUGGGGGCAGCAGCAGUCAGAAAGCCCUCUGCCUUCCCAGCUUCCCAAUUCCACCCAGUGGGGAAAGCAAGGCUUCCUGUCCCAGCGGUCGGUCAGCAUGGUAGAAACCAGUAGCACCACAGCAGCAAGCCUAGGCUGGCCCGGCUCUGACACCAAGCUUUCCCAAAGUGACUCCUGCUCGUCCACCUCGUCCACAUCCUCGUCACGCUAUAAGACUGAACUGUGCCGCUCCUUCACGGAGAACGGCUUAUGCAAGUAUGGUGGGAAGUGCCAGUUUGCCCACGGGCACGAUGAGCUGCGGGAUCUAAGCAGACACCCCAAGUACAAAACUGAGCCAUGUCGUACGUUUCAUACCAUCGGCUUCUGCCCCUACGGGAUCCGCUGCCACUUCGUCCACAACAACGAGGAAGAAAUGAAACACUCCCUCUCCCGUUCAUCCUCAUCUUCUUCCUCCUCUUCGAGUGUUCUCCCCCAGCCCAUGCCCCCCUCUCGCACGCACAGACCCCCUCUCGUCAGACAGAGCUUCAGCUUUGCUGGGUUUCCGUCUGCUCCCCAGCCGGCCCUUCAGCCUGCCCUCCCUGCUCAUCCUCCUCCCGCAACCAACGCUUUCACACGCGCUCCCUCAGCCUCUCCUCCUUCCUGCGCUGACAUUACCGACCUCCUCUCUCACGCCUUCCUGGAGAUGGACUCAGCCUUCGAGGCCUCCCCUGUCCACCAGUACCCACCCGGCAUGGGCCAGGUCACUCCAGCAGAUCCACGCUCUCCGUUUCUGCCUUCCCCAGAUUCUGGUUGUUCUCCAUGUGGCCUGUCUCCGACCGCCUCCCCCUCCCUGAGGCAGAGUCCCAGCGCCACCGGGGUCUUCUCAGGGCCGCUCGGUACCAGAUCCCUGUCAUACACAUCCCUGUCGGACCAGGACCAGGAUGGAGGAAGCAGCUCAGCCAGCUCGCUCAGCGGCUCCGAUUCCUGCAAUAAUGACGGCAACGGCAAACGUCUGGCCGUAUUCAGUCAGCUCUCUGUUCCCGAGGAUGCUACCGGGUUCUGCCUUUAGGCUGUAGUGUGCUGGGACACACACACACACACACACACGCAUAUGCACACAUACACACCCAUACGUAGAGGCACAGACAUGCAGACACCAUAACACAUGUAUAUGCAGUACACACAUGUCCAGAUCCAAGCGCAGCCACCCCUAUAAAAUGCACACUUUUCCUCGCACACACACAGCCACUGGAGUGACGUUUAGAAACGUUGUUUGUGGUGUCAAAGGAAACAAAGACUGACUCAGAACGCUCAGAGAGAUUUGCCUGUUAGAUUUAUGUGGUUAAAAUUUCACUGUCGUGUGCGUAAGGGAAGCCGAGAAUAAUGGUGAAACGAAAACGUGUGUCGCCAACCACCAAAACAGAGUAAACAUAUCAAGAUAGAAGUUGAUGCUUUAUCAAAAAUAGUGAGCUGAAAUGGCAAAUCGCGACAAAAAAAUAUUGUAAUCACAGUGUGAUUUGGCCUCUCGGGGGGGGGCCAACUGUUGUUUAGUUCAACCACACAAUCCAUUUUUACUUCUGUCAACAUCUUGUGAACGAUCUAAAGAAUGUGAUAAAGCCAAAGACAUCUGUUUGUAGCUUUUGAUUAUGGUGGGACAAACACACAAUGUGACCUAUGUUUAGGAAGUGUUGUUUGUUAUAUUUUUCCAUUAACUGUACGCAGUAGUAUUGUUUAUAAGCUAGUGAAAGUGUUUUCCUCAUAACUGUGCAGUCUGAGGUUAUGUUUGGAUAACUGGCCUCGUACUAGAAGGCCUUAAACCUGAAUGUUAAGUUUUUUUAAAACAGCUGAAGUGCCUGUAGUGUUUUUUAACAGGUCAUGUUACAGUGUUGAUCCAUGAUUUGCUGGUUUGUUAGGAAAGAUGUGAAGUGGGGUGUGAAGUUUUUUUUGUUGUUGUUGUUGUUGUUAUCGUUUCUUUUCUUUUUUUUGUCAAGUUGUGAAGAGAGUUGCUCUUCUGUCUCAAGUGCAUUAUUGACAAACUACCACCAAGUGACCAAAUUCACGCUGCUUUUGCAGUCAUGGAGGAAAGGGGGCUCAGCUUGACGUUACAAAAUAAGCCAAGUUCAUUGUUCAUGUCAUAUCGUUAACUGUAUGAUUUACUGACUAGAAAAACAGGACAUGGGAGGGUUAAUUUUUUUUUUUUUUUUAAGGCUCUGAUCUGUUAAGUGUCACUGAAGUAACAGCUGGACAAAAAAAACCUACAAAUGAGACCAUCACAUGAUUUCUUACAUCUUGUGUUGCAUUUUGCAUUUUUAGAUAUGCAAGACACUUGGCUUAGAUUUGAAGUCAAUCAAGAGAACGUUUCCUCUAAGUCCUUUUUUUUUUUUUAGUCUUGAGCAUGUUUCCUAAAAUGUUGUGGUGCUAAUCUGUAUUUUCGAUGAUUUUUAACAUUCCCAGGAUUGGGAUUUUUCUUUCCUUCUCCUCAGUCAGGUAUUAGGCACAGCACUGGUGUCAUGUUUUCAUGACUCUCACCCCCCACUAUUUCCCAUCUCUCUCUCUUCUUCCAUUCAGUAUUAAUUCUUCCUGUUACGGCUUCCUACUGUUAUGAAUGUGUAGCGUCCUGGUUCACAAUUCACCUGAUCGUUGUGCCAUGGCCUGUUGCCUUACCGAGCUAGAUCCAGCAUACUGUAGGGUUAGUGUUUUAGAAAUGUUACUCGGCUGUUUUUUGUGUGUUUAUUAUGUAGUUGGUUUAGAAGAACAGACUCUGUCCUGUUACUGCUCUAUUUAAAAUUGCCUUUUCAUCAACAUGUUUGAGGCCUGUUUAGUGUCAAAGGUGAUAAUCUUUAGUAAAUUAAUUUCUUUAAUUUAUUUUAACGUAUUUAUAGAGGACUGAGUUGUUAAUGCUUGUAUCAAGUUUAAUAUAUUUAGGUUUCUUUUGCUUUUUUUGUACUGGAAAUAAAGUUUUUUUUUGUUUUUUUUAAACUGACAGUUUGUUUUGGCUUUUUCACCUUUUUAUCCUCUUACACAGGUACAGUUAACAGACAUGUUUGACUCAUCUUC